UUUCAGUCGGUGAGGUGUACGGUACCUUGUAGCGGGUCUGUUUAAGCACACACACGCACAUACUGUACACGCGCCGUGUAUGAAUGAUUGGAUGCUGACAGAGAGAAGAGAGGAGAUAAACGCUUAGGAGCGGGGACAGCACUGCAGAGCUGUAGACGGCUCCUUUCUGCGGCAGGCAGCAAAAAAUUGUGGCGCUUCCAGCUGAUUCAGACGCGCUCACCUGACACGGAGACGCAAAAAGACCUUGGCUGGGGGAGUAACCCAGUCUACCGGUGUAUGGGAUUAAACAGAUUGUGGAAUUGGCUCCACUGCCAUUUUUGUGGAUAUUAUGUAAAAGCAAACAAGCAAGCAAGCAAACAAACAAAACCUAGUCCGCUUGGCCCUCCUGGCUCCAUUCAAGAUUUUGUCCUGGUGGAUUGACGUUAAGGGGGCAACUGGAAACCCGUUUGCAUACUAAUCAGGUUGUGGAGCGGAUAUCCAGAGCGCACAUCCAGAGUGGGUCAGAUGAAUGUGUAGCACAGGCUAGCCAUGUCUAUAAAAAGUAAAGGGUCAAGAUGGAGGGCUUCGUCCAAUGGACCCUGUGUGUGUUCAGGUGUCUGGCGAUGGGAGCCACUAUUUUAUUUCUGCAUCAUCCUUGCCCUUAUUCAGUCGGCAACUGUCCUUGGAGCAUUGGAACUUCAGCUGGAUGAAGAGCAGCCAGCAGGGACCAUCGUUGGUGACAUCAGUGCUGGGUUACCACCUGGUGAAGUAGCAAGUCUUUACUUCAUCUCUGAUCAUGAAGGUACAGGUGUUGGCAAUGAUCUCAACAUUGAUGAAACCACAGGCAUCAUUACCACUGCGCGCCGUCUGGACCGUGAGCAGAGGGAUCACUACAGUUUUAUUGCUGUGACAGUGACUGGCAUUACUGUUGAGGUGUCAGUCACUGUCAAUGACAUCAAUGAUCAUGCACCUGUGUUCCCCAAAAAGAAAGCUGUUCUUAAGAUCCCUGAGCACACAGCAGUGGGGACAAGGUUUUCCCUGGAGCCUGCGACUGAUGCGGACCAGGACCAGCUGACCACCCAGGGCUAUGCUAUUCGAGAGGGCAAUGUAGGCCAGGCAUUCAGACUGGAGACCAAGAGAGCUGCUAACAAGGUUCUGUAUCUGGACCUGGUGGUCAAUGGGCUGCUGGACAGAGAGAAACGUUCAUCAUACCCCUUGGUCCUGGAGGCCUUUGAUGGGGGCUCACCUAGAAGAAUAGGAUCCAUGACCCUGGAAGUGACAGUGACUGACAUCAAUGAUCACGCACCUGUCUUUAAUCAGAGCAGAUACCAUGCUAUUAUCUCUGAAAGUCUUCCACAAGGAAGUAACAUCCUGCAGGUGUUUGCAACAGAUGAGGAUGAGGGCGAUAAUGGUCUAGUGCUUUUUGAAAUCAACCGGCGUCAGAGUGAUCCUGACCGCUUCUUUGUCAUGGAUAUUAAAUCAGGGGUCAUCACUCUGAAUAGACCUCUGGACUAUGAGGUAAAGAGGGUCCAUGAACUGGUGGUCCAGGCCAGAGAUAACGCCAGCCACCCAGAAGUGACCAAUGCAUUUGUGACUAUCCAUGUCCGUGACUACAAUGACAACCAGCCCACCAUGACCAUCAUCUUCCUCAGUGAGGACGGUUCUCCAAGAAUCUCAGAAGGAGCCCAGCCAGGGCAGUAUGUAGCUCGCAUAUCUGUCACUGAUCCAGACUAUGGAGAGUACGCCAAUGUCAAUGUGUCCCUUGAGGGUGGAGACGGGAAGUUUGCUCUUACAACCAAGGACAGCAUCAUUUACCUAAUAUAUGUUGACCAAGUCUUGGACAGAGAGGAGCGUGAUUCAUAUGAUCUCAGGGUCAUGGCCACAGACUCUGGCACGCCUCCCCUCAGGGCAGAGUCAUCUUUCACCAUUCAGGUGACUGAUAUCAAUGAUAACCCUCCUCUGUUCGACCAGCAGGCCUACAGACAAACUAUUCCUGAGGUUGUGCAUCCUGGAUCAUUUGUUCUUCAGGUUACUGCCAGGGACAAGGACCAGGGCCCCAAUGGGGAUGUGCGAUAUAGCCUCCUCAAGGGCAAAAACUCUCACUCUGAUUGGUUUUCCAUUGACCCCGUCACAGGGAUCAUUACCACCAUGGCUGCUCUGGAUUUUGAAUCAGAACCAGCACCUAGUGUGACCGUUGUUGCAACAGAUAGCGGCCGCCCGCCUUUGUCAUCCACAGCGAAGGUGGACAUUGUGCUGCAGGAUGUCAAUGAUAACACACCUGUGUUCUCCAGCAACUUCUACAAUGCUUCCAUCAAAGAGAACACCCCAGCUGGGACCUGCUUCUUAGAGGUGUCAGCCAUCGAUGAGGAUCGUGGUUCCUUUGGCGUCGUGUCUUACACCUUGGGUUCAGGCUCUGGAGCUAUGCUGCCAACACACUUUACCAUAGACAAGAAGACAGGCCAGCUGUGCACCAGCACAGCUCUGGACCGGGAUGAGGGAAUAGACAAGUUUGACUUGACUGUCACAGCAACAGAUGGAGGUGGUCUGAGCUCAGUAGCACGUGUGCGGGUCUCAGUGGUGGACAUUAAUGACAACCGGCCCACCUUCUAUCCAGUCCUCUACACAGUCAGUCUCAGUACCCACAGUCCCCCAGGAACCUCCGUUGUCAAGGUAACAGCCAAUGACCCUGAUGCUGGGGAAAAUGGCAGGGUGACCUACCGCACAGUACCUGGAGGAGGCUCUGCUUUCUUCACCCUCAACAAGGACACAGGUGUGAUUUCUCUCUCUCGCUCACUCCAUGGCAAAGCCAAUACGAUCAUCUCCAUGGUGAUAUCAGCUGAAGACGGCGGUGGUCUGACAGCGCCAGUCAAUGCCAGGGUGAACGUGAGUGUGGUGGGAGGCUCGCUGUCGGCUCCCGUGUUUGAGCAGGCGCAGUAUUUCUUCACUGUGUCUGAGGACGUUCUCAGGGGGACAGCGGUGGGAGUGGUCCGCGCUGGUACCAAGGCGGGCAUUUCUAAGGAUAUCUUCUAUUCUAUUUCUUCUGGAGACCCUGAUGGUUACUUCACAGUGGACAGCGCUUCUGGUACCAUUCGUACAGCCCUUCCUCUGGACCAUGAGACCUGCUCUAGUCUUGACCUGGAAAUCCAGGCACAUUCCGGUUCUCCUCCAACAUACGGAACCAGCCGGAUACACAUAACCAUUUCAGAUGUCAAUGACAAUGCCCCCACUUUCCUCCCCUCCUCAUCAGAGUCCCUCCUUUUAACUGAGAUCACCAAAAUGGGGACUGUUAUUUACCGCAUUCAGGCUACUGACAAGGAUUCUGGUCAUAAUGGUCAGCUCAGCUUUGACCUGGUGUCUGCUGGAGCUGCAGGCAGCAGUGGCCAGAGGACGUUUGGUGUCGACCGUGGAAGUGGAGAGGUACGUCUCAUUGGGAGUCUGUCAUAUGAAAGCGUCCCACGGUAUGACCUUCAAGUGGUUGCUAAGGAUGGCGGAGCACCUCAGCUUAGCUCCACCUUCACCCUUGUGGUCCACAUCCAAGCACAAGAUGCACAAGGCCCCAACUUUGAUACCUUGACCUAUCGUGUGGAGCUAAGGGAAAACACACCUCUCAACACACGUUUCCUUCAGGUUCGAGCACUCAACAGAGAGGCCUCUGGGAAUGGUGGAAGCUCCUCCUCAUCAUCCUCUUCCUCUAUUUCCUACCGUCUUAGGCCUGAUGGUGACGCUGCUGGUUUUGGCAUCAUGCCAGAUAGUGGUUGGCUUUUUGUCCGUAGCUCACUGGACCGAGAGGUCAAAGAUAUGUACCUGUUGACCGUCCUGGCCACCUCAGGCCCAGGAGGAGCUGGGAGAACUGGCAGUGCCACAGUCAGGGUGACAGUGACUGAUGAGAAUGACAAUUCCCCCAGACUGAGCCAGGAGAGGGUGUUCUUGGCUGUCAGAGAGAACCUGCUGGCGGGGACGGGUUUUGGCAGGGUGUCUGCAACCGACAGAGAUGCAGGACUAAAUGCUCGACUCACCUACAGGCUGUUGCACACUGACAGACACUUUCAGAUCAACUCACAAACAGGUGAGAUCAGCACCCGCCUUGCCCUGGACAGAGAGCAGCAGUCCAGUUACCAGCUCGUUGUGGUUGUACAGGACGGGGGAACGCCUCCUCGCAGUGCCACUGGCACAGCUCACAUCACUGUGCUGGAUGAAAAUGACCAUGCCCCCAGCUUUGCUCAUGCCAGGCCGGGCAGGGAGCUGCUCCUUCAGGUGUUGGAGGGGCUUCCAUCUGGGACAGUCGUAGGGACAGUGACAGCUAAAGACCCAGAUGAGGGAGAGAAUGGAACCAUAUACUACUCUUUAUCAGGUUCCAGAGCAGAGCGUUUCUCCCUUAACCCGACCAGUGGCGAGCUGAGAACCGGUUCCCCUCUGAGACGGGCAGAGCGAGCUGAGUAUGCCUUCACUGUGACUGCUGCUGACCACGGCGCACCAGGCCUCAGCUCCACCUGCCAGCUACGGGUACAGGUUCUCAGCCCCUCCAGGUCCGACCCCAAGACCAACAUGCUCUCACUGACCCUGAACACAGUCGAAGGGGCUGCUCCGGGGUCCAUCAUUGGCUCUGUUCGCCAACAUGACAAGCAUGAAUCUUCUACACUGGAAGGCCAGGUGACCUACCUUGUAGUUGGUGGGACAGAUCGCGAUGGGACUUUCAUGGUAGAUCGUUUAAAGGGCGAUGUUUAUCUGGUACGCGAACUGGACUAUGAAAGGGGGUCAAGGUUCACUCUGCACAUCGAGGUGUCGGACUUCUCCCAGGUGUUUCCCAGCAGCCACCUGGUGCAGCUAGAUAUCAAUGUGCAAGACAGCAAUGACCACACGCCCCAGUUCAUGGAAGACCCUGUUACUAUUGUGAUCCCAGAGAACAUAGAGCCAGGGACUUCCAUAUAUACCUUCCAAGCUGUUGACCAGGAUGGCAGUGGACCCAACAGUGAGCUACAUUACUCUAUCGAGCACUACUGGCCCGACACACUUGACCUCCUGACCCUUGAUCCUUCCAGCGGAGUACUGAUUCUUGGGCAGACAUUAGAUCGUGAGUCCACACCCUCUCUCUACCUGGUGGUGCGGGCCACUGAUCAGGCGGUGGAUCCUUCUCAGAGGCGCUGGGGUUCAGUGACUGCCCAAGUGUUUGUGACAGAUGAAAAUGACAACACUCCGGUCUUCAACUCUCCAGCUGCAGUCAGUGUCAUGGAGGACCAACCUGUAGGGUUUGUGAUUCUGUAUGUGAUGGCUCAAGAUGAAGAUGAAGGAGAAAAUGGCCGUGUUUCAUACAGAAUCCAGGCAGGCAACAGUGCUGGUCGCUUCAGUCUCAACCCAACAACUGGCUCUCUUUCCAUCCUUAAAGCCUUAGACCGGGAAGAGCAAGAAGUUUUCAACCUGACUAUCGUAGCAGAGGAUCAUGGGGUACCUCAACUUUCCACCACUCAGGUGCUGUGUGUGCAGGUGAUUGAUGUGAAUGAUGAAGCUCCAGUAUUCCAACGAGCAGAGUUUGAGGCCCAGGUGAUGGAAAACCAAAGACCAGGAACAACAGUGUUGACGGUGACGGCCACUGACAGGGACCAAGGUUCCAGUGGCCAAGUGACAUACGGAGGUGUGACAGAAGAAGGCUUCAUCAUCAACCCUGUGACAGGAGUCAUCACCACCACAAGGGAACUGGACACAGAGCUACGAGAUCACUACACACUCACUGUGUAUGCCAGGGAUGGAGGGCUGCCUCCUAACUUUGCCAAGGCUGUAGUCCGUGUGGAGGUGAAGGAUAUGAACGACAAUGCUCCUGUUUUUGCAAACCCAUGGUACAGACUAGAGGUGCCAGAGAACCAGGCCCCUGUGGAGCUGUACUUUCUCAAGGCCACAGACCCUGACUCAGGUCCUGGUGGAGAGCUGGAGUACAGGAUUACUGCUGGAGACCUAGAUGGAGAUUUCCACCUACAUGUCAACACAGGAGCCCUUUCUACCUCACGUGGCCUAGACAGGGAGACAAGGGCUGAAUAUACUCUGGAGGUGGUGGCCACGGACAAAGGCAGUCCUGCUCUCAGCACUACUGUCACAGUGGAAGUUAGAGUGCUGGAUGUCAAUGACAACACCCCUGUCUUCAGCAAAAGUAGCUACACUGUCGAGGUAUCAGAAGAUGCUGCAGAGGGUACACAAGUUCUGCAGGUGUCAGCAACAGAUGCAGAUGAUCACUUGAAUGGGAAGGUUCUGUAUUUCCUUAGCCGAGAUGCAUAUGGAGCAUUCACUGUGGAUGAGAACACUGGUCAUAUCACCACAUCAGCAUCUCUGGACAGAGAAAAAAUGGCCUCAUACAACUUCCAGGUGUAUGCUGUUGACCUUUCACCUGCUGCACCCAAGAAUGCUUCUGCUCAGGUGACAGUCAGCAUUCUGGAUGUCAACGACAACACUCCUUUCUUCAUCCAGGAUCCACUGGUCAUUGAAGUGUCCAGCAGGCGUUCCCAGCGGGUUCUGGCCACCAUGAAGGCUGAGGACAAGGACUUUGGAGCUAAUGGUUCUGUGUUUUACCGUUUUGCUAUGCCAGUGAAGGGCUUCAGCAUCAACUCCCUGACUGGGGAGAUCCAGGCCACUGAACCACUGGGAGAUCUGACUCAGGCUCAGAGGACUUUGAUUGUGGAGGCUAUGGACCAAGGCAGCCCAGCUCAGUCUGCACAGGGUGUGGUGGUGAUUUAUGUGAAGGAGGUGGCGUACAAUGGCAUUCGCUUCUCUAGGAAUGCCAGAGACGUCAGCAUACAGGAGAAUGCUGCAAAAGGCACAGCUGUGGCUCAGGCUCAGGCUCAACACCCAGAUGGCACACAUAAGGGUAUCAGCUACAGCCUCUUUAGUGGUAACAGAAAGCAGGCCUUCAGCAUCAGCUCUUCAACAGGUGAAGUCUUUGUGGAGAGCUCCAAGGGACUGGACUUUGAAGACACCCCCAGACUCCGUCUAGUUGUGAAGGCUGAAACUGUGUCCUCCACAUCUUUCAUGGCUAUUAACUUGAUCCUGCAGGAUGUCAAUGACAAUCUUCCACGCUUCCAACUGCAAAAUUAUGUAGCCUACAUGAGAGAAGCACAGGGAUAUGAAAUGCCAAUUAUACAGGUGAUGGCUGAGGAUGUGGACCAGGGCCAGAAUGGUCAGGUGACCUACUCCAUCCAGUCAUCAGGCAUGAGCGGCCUGUUCAAGAUUGACCCGAUGACAGGAAGCAUCACCACAGCAGCCAUCAUGGACCGUGAGAUCUUUACCCAGACCAAGCUUGUAGUUACAGCAACUGAUAGGGGAAGUCCACGACUGGCUGGUUCAGCAACACUGACAGUGAUCAUUAUUGACCAAAAUGACAACAGUCCCACUAUUCCUUUGCCCCAAGAACUCCGCAUCCCAGAGAACACAUUGAUUGGCACAGAAAUCACUCUUGUGACGGGUAAUGAUGUCGACUCCAGUCCUGCCCUCUCCUACUCCUUGCAUCUAGACCCAACAGCCUUAGGCAAGUUUGGAAUUCACCGCUACAAUGGAGGUGUGUCGCUCACUGCCCCCCUGGACUUUGAGGAGAAGACGUGGUACACCCUUACUGUCAGAGCCACAGACAGUCAGCAUCAAACUGAGGCUAACAUUACAAUAUUGGUGGAGGACAUUAAUGACAAUGCACCUGCAUUCACCCAUGAUCUUUACCAGGUAACUCUCCCAGAGCACACGCCACCUGGAAGUGCUGUUGUUACAUUAACAGCAACAGAUAGGGACUCUGGUGAGAAUGGAAGGAUCACCUACAGAGUGGUGUCAUCAACUGAGGAGGGUUUUUACAUUGACCCCAACAAUGGAACCUUGUUCAUCAAUCACAGAGCUGAAUUCGACCCAAGGCGUCCAUCAGUCAAUAUUGUCAUUGAAGCUCGUGAUGGAGGUUCACCUUCGCUCUCCUCUCUUGCUACAGUCCAGAUUCAAAUUUCUGACAUCAAUGACAACGCUCCUGUGUUCCAUCAAUCUGAGUACAGGGCUACAGUUUCUGAGGACAGCAUACCAGGGUCAACAGUUUUGACUUUUGAGGCCUUUGACAGUGACCUCUCUCGAGAAAACUGUGGCUUUGACUUUGCUAUCGCCAGCGGGAAUGACGGAAAUGUGUUCCAGAUCGAAAGCAGUGUGCGCUUCCUGGAGGGGCGGGGCUUUCAAACUGUUGGGACUCUGCUGUUGGCUGAGGGACUUGACUUUGAAAGCAAGCCACUUUACACCCUUACUGUGGUGGUGUCAGACCGCGGUGUGCCCCAGAGGAGCUCUAGUGUUGCUGCUGUGAUAACCAUUGGUGAUGUGAAUGAUAACCCUCCGGUGUUCAGCAGAGCAGAAUACACAGUGUCACUGAGUGAGGGAGCUGCUGCUGGGACUGAGAUCAUACGUCUGACUGCUACAGAUCCAGACUCAACUGCCAAUGCUGAGGUUCAGUAUACUAUCAGCUCUGGUGAUGAGGUGAACUUAUUUACCAUGGAUCAGUGGACUGGAGCCUUGCGGCUUCAGCAAGCACUUGACCGUGAGCACCAGUCCACACAUAUUGUCAUCAUCCAGGCCACAGAUGGACAGGGACACUUUGCUCUAGCCCCAGUCAUUGUUGAGGUCAAAGAUGUAAAUGACAAUCAUCCAUUCUUCCCCAUUGAAGUUCUGACAGCUAGUAUCAGAGAAAACCAACCUGUAAACUCAGCUGUGACUGUUCUCCAUGCCAUAGACCAUGACACAGGGGUUUUUGGCCAGCUAAAAUACUACAUGGUGGAGCGGUCUGGGGUUGGAAGAGACAGCUUUACUGUGGAUCAUAACUCUGGAGAAAUCAGAAGUAAAAUUCCCUUUGACUAUGAAAAAGUCAACUCCUUUAACUUUGUGGCUUUGGCAGUAGAUUCAGGAAACCACUCAGCCACUGUGACUGUACAGGUGUUUGUCACGGGUGAGGAUGAGUAUGACCCGCUCUUCACAUCCUCUGAUUUCUCUUUUGAAGUCCCAGAGGGAGCCAAGAAAGGCCAGAGCAUCGGCCAGGUCCAAGCAAAUGAUGAGGAUGGAGGGGUUGAUGGUAUUGUUCUCUAUUCUCUUCCCACCAGCUCUCCGUACUUUGAGGUAAACAAAACCACUGGGGUGAUUUUCCUCAAGUUGGACAAUUCAGGAAGCAGUAGUAACAGUGCUUCAGGCCGAGCCAAGAGGGAAACCAGGCUCAUGACUCUUGAUGUUAAAGCUCACAGUCCUCUGGAUACAUCUCGCUUCUCUACAGCCCGUGUCUCCAUCGAUGUCACAAACACCAACUUUGGCCUGGCUCCUGAUGUCAACAUCCUGCUGAUUAGUAUCAUUGCUGUGUCUCUUGGUUUUAUCAUAUUGCUUGUGGUCAUGGCUGUGGUGGUGUUCCUGGUCAAAUCACGCAGGAGAAAGAAAGGGCAGGAUGCAGGAACUGUCGCUUCAGGAACUGCUCUGCAGAAACUGGAUGACUGCAACUCAGGAUCAGGAGGAGAGAGGCUCUACCACCAGGCUUUACCAGGAUAUGCUGGAGAUCAGGGUGGAGCCGGUGGUGGUCCCUACACUAGAGGAGGCUCCCUGGAUCCUUCUCACUCCAGUGGAAGAGGAUCAGCUGAGGCAGCGGAGGAUGAUGAAAUCAGGAUGAUAAACGAGUACCCUCGUGUCGCCUCCAUCACCUCAUCCAUGCAGGAGCACAUCUCAGCCAGAGGGCCAGACUCGGGAAUUCAGCAAGAUGCUGACCAGCUCUCUGAUAUCUCCUGUGAGCCUGCAGCUUUGGAGGGCAGUUCUUGGUUCAAAGGAAAGAAACUGGGAGGCAGUCUCAGUGGGACCUUGCUCUCUGGUCAGCUCCCUGUCUAUAGGGAUGAAGGAGGUGGGUACCUGGGAGUAGGCCGUGGCCUUAACAUUUCUCUCCCCAAGGAUUAUGCCUUCCCUGAAGAUGGUAAACCUUCAGUGGAUGGUUCCCUCACAGCUAUUGUCGCCAGUGAUGAGGAGCUGCGUGGAAGUUAUAACUGGGAUUAUCUCCUUAACUGGUGCCCACAGUUCCAGCCUCUGGCUAAUGUCUUCACAGAGAUCGCCAGGCUGAAAGAUGAAACUGCCCAGCAGAGCCAGAACCCUCGCCAACCCUUCCAGCCUAAGCCCAAAAUGGAUCCUAAACCUAGAAUUGACCCUCCACCACUCAUCACAUCAGUAGCCCAUCCAGGGGCCAUGUCAGUUCCUCCAAAGGUCCCUGUGAUUGGACGGACAUUCCCUCAUUUGGCCUCACUUCGCAGGUCCCCUAUCAGUCAUGAAGGAUCCAUUUCAUCAGCAGCAAUGUCCCCCAGUUUCUCCCCUUCUCUGUCCCCACUGGCAGCUCGGUCUCCAGCUGUCUCUCCCUUUGGAGUCAAUCAAGGUCCCUCAGCAUCCAUGAUCAGCACCAGGGAACCCUCACUGGACCAGAGUCCUGAUCACGAGAUGAGAAUAUGAUGGAAAACCUAGAAAACUAUUUAAGGAAGAACUUUAAGGCUGACAACCCGAACAAAGCAUGAUGAAGCAUGCUUCUGGCUGCUCUUAAGAAGGCCAGUGAGGUGUUAGUUGUACAGUUAUUUUCAGAAAACAUUGCUUCACAAAUGUCCAAAUAGGGUUCAAGCAUCCUAUCAUAUGACUUACGGACAGUAAACAAACCCACAACAAUAUGCUCAACUUCUGGUAGAAAUUUUGAAUUCUUUGAAGUACUUCCAUGAGUGUUAUGGGAACACACAAAGUGGAACAUGUGCCUAGGUUGAUAGGACCAGCCCACCCUUCCACAGUGACGCAGGUCUCCAUGAACUGAUCAGGGUUAAGAGAUAAACUGACCUCUUCACAGGAAUGUGCACUUACCAUGCCCUGCAGUCUGAGAUCUCUUAGUGUGUAGAUAGAUCAGUGUGUAUAUUUCAUGUUUCCUCACUGGCUGGCCAGAGAGCUAAGGACCUUGUUCCUCUCUUGGUAAUUGUGGACAUUUUUCUACUUCAGUAUUAAACUCAUCUAGUGGCUGCUUUUUGAAUGGCCUCUGGAUAUAAGUGUGAAUCGCAUGAACAGACAAACGGUGUGGUUGCAAAGACACAGAUUCAUUGAAUUUCCACACGAUGGAAAGCAAUGAGGACUAUUGUUUUUCUCACUAAUUCAAAUGACACUUUUUUAAUUUUACUUUUAUUUUAUAGAUUUUUAUAUGAAAUUAGAUCCAGAAAUAUCAUUAUUCCACAUGAUUUUUUUGUGUAUUUGCAUAUAUGUAUAUUUGUAUGUAAGCAGGCUAUGCUAUGUAUUGUAUGAGUGUCCUAGGUUUUAGAGACUUGUGACUGUUCCGAUAUGAGUGAAAGGAAUACUUUUGUGUUUUCAGCAUUAUUUAUAUAAAAAGAAGACUUGCUGCAACAUUUCUACAGUAGGAAACUGGGCAAAGCAGACAAUAUGUUGUUCUGUUACCUUCACAGUUACUUUUUUGUCAAAUUGUAGAUCCUCCCAAAUCCAAAACAACAACUGGAUGGAAACCUGUGGUCAAUCUGAAUGCCUGAUUCUUCAACAGUCCAAUAGCAUUUUGUGCCCAGCAGCACAUUCCCUUUGUUUUUCAGGGACAGUGCUGUUUGCUGAUCACCUCUGUGUCUUUCAAAGAAAGUGCUUCCUAAUGUCAAUUACACCAGUCACUAACUUAAAUGCAUUAUACUGUGAAGUUGUUCAUCUCAGCACAACAGAAAUAAUGUUCAUUGAACAGGCUGGGAUUCUCAUAAACAAGUGGAGAAUAACUUGGACAAAUGUAGCACAUGAGCCAAGACAGGUGGGAAGCAGAAGCCUGACUGCAUGAGCCCUGAUGAAUGUACUAAGAUUUAGCAACCAGUGCAGCAUUUAUGUUCCAUGUCAGCUCUCUGUUCUGUGCAUUUUAUUUUUGUGAUUCACACAUCAAGCUUGUCAAUGACAUGAUGAAGUGUUUUCAGGUUCCAUGUGUUUAACUCAUCAUCUGCACCUUCUCUUUUUACUUUCAUCAUUCCCAUCCACUUUUAGUCAUUUUAUAGUGUAGCAUGAGGCAAAAAGCUCAGUUUUUUUUUCUUCCAUGUGUAUUUAUCCAUCCAGGCCUGUUUUGAAUAAUUUGGGGUAAUUUCAGAUUGGAUGUCCUCUUGUUUUCAAGAGAUGGCCUCUACCUCUGUUCUUUGUUCAGCAUAACCCUACAAAUCACUUCAUGCAAUGCAUGAAGUUGAGCUAAAAGCUACACGUGCCAUGAGCCUAAAUCCAGCACAAUACAACUCUUAAUCACGCUGUCUCGGAAACAUUUCUGUAUUGGAGGAGCUCCAUUUGGAGUUCUGUUGGAGAUGACUGCCAGGGACUGAUGAGUGGCGCAAUGGCAGACAAAAAGAGUUGUACAUGUAUUUAAAGCAAAUAAUAAAUUCCUACUGAUCUUUUUUGACAGACUGGAGUCAGAUUUAAUCUUUUUUUUUUUUUCAGAGUUCAAACCAAGAAAUAAUUAAAGUUUGACAGUGUUCCAGAUAUCUGUGCAGUGAAUGGUAACUUUGAAGAGCUGGAGUUAAAUCCUGUCAUUUGGGAUGGGCAGAAUCACAGCUGGUCAUAUGAGGACAGUAAGCCAGGAGACGGAGCCAAAUGUUUAGCACAGUUACCACAUGGCUUUUAAGAACAGCAAUCAAUCACCUGAAGGUAUAAGUGAACAGGCUGCAAGAUGUUAAAGCCAAGAUUAAAUUUAAAGGAUAAAACUGAAAAGAAAAUUUUAAGAAGACACAUUAAAAGAUUAUCUGAGAUUAUCUGUCCACUAACCACUGCCAAAAUAUGUAUAGCUUGGUAUCACAGUUAUAGUAAUAGACUGAUUUACAACACAUGCUAUGACAUUUGACUUUACUUUUAUAUACUGUAAAUUGUUACAAUGAAUUUUGAUUUUCCAUCCUGAAAUGCCCACCCCCCAGCACCCUCUUACAUUUGCUCCUAGGUAAAGCUUCUAUUACAAGAUACAGUAAAAGUUAGUGUUAUGAGGGAACCCUGAGAUCUAGCCAAGAUCCAGUCAGGCACUGGAUUCACUUCUUCCAGCUCAAAUAAACACAAUUAAUUGCAGUAAUAACAAAAUGUUUAUUUCAUAUGGAGCACAGGCCUGUUUACAUAGCUGCAUUGGAUUUCUGCCUCAUUUGGUCAUCACACACAGCCGUGCAGUGUUUCUCUGUUGUCAUGUACAGAAGCAACUGAACAUGGCUUAUAACAAGCUGUAAGAGAAAGAAGACAGAAGCUCCUGUGGCACAAGGGAUACAUUUCUGUUGAAAUGAGAGGUGAUGAUAAAUCUCACAUUUGAAAUAGAAACCAUAUUUGAACGCUGACAUAUUUAUAUAGAAAUGUUCUUACAUUUCUGGUCAGUGGCAGUAUAAUGGUACAAUUCACAGGCUGAUUAGACAUGCAUAUUUAAUCAUUCUGCAUUAUACAAUUAUAACUUAUCUGGCUAAUUUAAAAACACAGUAACUAAACUAUAUUUGAAAAAAAAAGGCUUGUGGCUUUCACUUAAAUGCUCACCUCAACACAGCUGUGUUUCCAGCCAUGCUGUCCAAAGACUUUUGCAGCCUACUCCUUCACUAACUUCACACAACUCAAAAUAAUGUGCACACCCAUACUUAGAGAGUACUACAGGGUGACACACACGACCCACAACAGUCUCCCUAGCGGAUCCUGGCCACGAUCCAGCUCCUGCAGGCGGAUACUUGGCAGGUUUUGUAGUUGCAAAAUCUGGGAGAAAUCUGUCUGAAGCAGAAGUCUAGCCACUGGGGAUGAUAAUAAGUCACAAAUUUAAUCCUUGCUGUAGUACGAUAUUGGUGUUUGUGUGUAUGUGUUUUGUUAGGACAUUUAAUAUAAUGUAAUGGUAGUCCCUGACUGUUGUGGUAAACUGCAAAGUCCCAAUUCUGUGCUAUGCAUAUAUAAGAUAACGUAUACCCCAUAACAUAUAUCAGGUAUUCAAGUAAUAAUCGCCAUGGUAUUGAAAACCUCUUGAACUCCUGAAAUACAGUAAAUGUGUUAUCAGUGGAAAGAGUCAUUUGUCAGGACAAGAUGGGCCCAAUACUCACUUCAACAUCACAUUUCAAUUUUACCUAUACUCAAGUUUGUUUCCUCUUCAAAUCCUUUAAAGGCCCCAAAAACCUUUUAAAUAAAUGUAUUACUCUUCAAACUUAAACUUUGAUAGUCACUUUAGUCAUGAAUAUAUAAUAUUUAUGAUUUGAAACACACAUUUUCUUUCUGUUUAGACCAGUGUAAAAUAUGAAAUUUGGUAGAAGUCUAGAGUCAGAGCAGAUCAGAGAUAGACAUACAGUACAGGAGUGUAACAGAACUGUUACAUUUAAAUGGUUUAGAAAGACAGUUUUCAACUUCAGGACAUAAAAAGGAUUCACACGAAUGAAUGAAAGAAAAUAAAGACAAGUAAAUAGAUAUGUAAAACAUUCCUAAAUAUGAGUUUAAUGCACAACCAAAUGAUGCCACUCUUACAGCAGCAUAUGAGUUCUGACUUUCAGUGGACUACAAAUGCAGAUUUUCAAUUCAACUUUAAAUUGUUAACAAGGCAUCACUUCUACUGACAGCCCUAGAAUUUAUUUAAUUGAAAAGAGAGACAUACUGAUAUAGUUUGAUAAAUCCUAUCCUCCACAAAUGUCAACACACUGUUAAAGACCAUGCCUUCUUUCCAUUUGGUCUUCGUAAUCUGACAUCCUAAUAGACUUAGCCCAUGAUGUAAUUAGUAUCCAGGAGUUCUUUCAUUUUGACUUUAAUCGGUUCAGCUACGAUGAAUCAGUAAAUGCGCAUACACAUACACUACUACUGCUACAGAGCAAAAUAUGCCCGUAGCUGUAUAGUGUGAAGAAUUGUGCACAAGAAUUUAUACCUGAGAAAAAUAUGAAUGAGCCGCAUCAGUUGCUGAACUAGUCGUGAAUGUAGGUCAGAGUACACGUACACUGUAGCGAAAAGAAAAAACAAGAACACAAGUAGGAGCAGCUCUGGAAGUAACUUUUAACUGAGGUUUAGGUUCUGCAGGGGUUUCUUGAAUUGUUAUUUGUCAGAGUAUGUGUAAAUUAUUCCUCAUAUCAGUGACACGCUGCUGUUAAUAUUAGACCCAAUUGGGGCAUCUGUUGCGUAAGUGAAACAAUAUUGUGUUUUACAAAUGUUCUGCAAACAUCUGAAAGAUAUGAAUAUUUUUGCCUAGAGGAUCCUCAUCUUAAUGCUUAAAUUUGUUUCAUUCUGAUGAAACACCAGUGAAACUUUAAAAUAAAACUACAGUCUGUUUUCAUUUUAAGUCUAGAACUGCACUUGGAUGGCUGGUCAGUUUUGUAUUGUAACUUGACACUAACAAAUUUCUAUGUUCUGAAAAGGAUAACUGACAGACAUUAAUUAAGCUUCAUUUUCAUAUGUGUUUUCACUGCUUUCUCUUAUUAUUCACGUGCUUGAAGAUAUAUCUGCCACAAACACCUAUUUUGUAAUUUGCCCGUGACAGUGUUCAUCAUUUAGCAUUUUGUUUUAUUUGAGUCAACAGUGUCAUACUCUUGUUUAUGGUCAGUUGAGAAUGUUUUAGUUCAAAAGUCUGUUGUUCGAUUUACCCAGAAAUCUCUUUGAACAGAUUUCCAGAACUACAAACAAGACCUGGAAGUUAGCUAAAGCCACUUCUGCUCCGAGGUCAGGCGGGCCCCAGUGAAACUGUUCACCCUCUCUGCUAACUGUAGAAAUGACCAUGAGCAUGUAGAGAAAUACCCUUGAUUUAUGAUUGAUCACCAUGAUCCAUCUGGUUUUUAAGGAGUUUCUUUGUUGGCCU
Monopterus albus (swamp eel) is the source of this 15757-nucleotide messenger RNA. RefSeq names its product dachsous cadherin-related 1b (gene dchs1b). Bases 529 to 10440 code for a protein of 3303 amino acids. NCBI's taxonomy places the organism in Eukaryota, Metazoa, Chordata, Actinopteri, Synbranchiformes, Synbranchidae. Gene Ontology annotation, molecular function: cadherin binding; calcium ion binding; beta-catenin binding. Gene Ontology annotation, cellular component: plasma membrane; catenin complex. The record is from RefSeq and is a predicted model, not a curated record. The transcript has 29 exons. Gene Ontology annotation, biological process: multicellular organism development; cell migration; homophilic cell-cell adhesion.